Molecule: messenger RNA, 1827 nt
Organism: Suillus subalutaceus
Lineage: Eukaryota; Fungi; Basidiomycota; Agaricomycetes; Boletales; Suillaceae
Exons: 10
Coding region: 1-1827 (608 amino acids)
Source: RefSeq, a predicted model, not a curated record
AUGUCUCUUACUGUGUGGCUAUACGUGCCCGCUAUCGGCGAAAUUCUUCAGCUCGUUCAGCUUGCCCAUGAGGAGCAUCCAUUCGUCUCCUUUACUACAGGAUCGUAUGUUGUUGUAGGGUACCUUGCUAAUCACAACCAAAUAGCACCCAUCUACGUGGCCCAGCCUUGGACUGGUCAGCUUAUGCAACUUGGGUGGCUGAUUAUCCCUGGCGAGGGGGACGCUACGCACCUUCAUGAGCUAUUCACAACAGCGCCAGCUGGCGGCGCUUAUAUCAGUGCGAUAACACCUACGUACUGUAGGGCUGACGGCAGAGGUAUCCCAAUGCCUACUUGGCUCGUGAAACUUUUGAACGCAUCAGUUCAAUUCUCUUAUGCUCCGUUUCCAAACGGGUAUCUGCCUCCCGCUCCCACCCCCAUACAACAACUAACGUAUGAGGCGCUGCCCUCCGACAAUUCAAGUGCUCUCGAUCACGCGCUCUUGGAUGGUCUCCUGGCCCCCACUUCUUUUGACCUCACACCCACGGAGCUUCAAGAGCUCGAUUGUGGCUAUAACUACUGGGGAUUAUCCACUAUUACCUCCCUCAAUGGUGUCGACGAUGCAGCUAUUAUGAACUUUUUGGACAAAUGGGAUGAAGUUGAUGAUGAUCUCAACAGAGAGCCAGUCCAUGAGGGUUUUCAUCCCGACUUACAAUGGAGAAGGUCUAAGGAUGGCGUGUGGGCAACCUUAAACAAGAAGCAACGAGACACCCUCACCCGCGCAAUGAAGAAGUCGUCUUGGUGGCGGAUCGUGAUGCUCACUAGGGCCAUAUUUGUUGGAGCUAUGUGGGUAGGAGAGCGCCCAAACCCAUUCGAGAUUUCUCAGUUGGAAGUACGACACCGAGUUACCAAUAUCUUUCUCACCGCGCUUCAUCUAUGUGACACGACUUAUGACGAGAUGAAGAAACUACCAGUAACCGUCAAAUUUACCAACGGAGGCACCAUUUCUGCUGGGUGGCCGGAAUUCCGUGUAAAUGUACGCCCUCUCUUGCCUUCGCCUUCGCCUUUCCAUUACUCAUGCGAGCAGCUGGCUAAGGCAUUUGACAAUUCAAAGGCGGAACUAAGGAAGGUUAUCAAAGGUGCACUGUCACCACACACCAACUUUUGCGCCUCUUCCGAUGCACUAGGAACGAGGGUCAUGUACUUCGUGAUUCUCCUCAACUCGACAAAUAUCAAUGACGUGUAUAAGGCGAUUUCCGAACUCGUUGGGGAACAUGCUUUCCUGGAGCUCCUUUGGGCAUCACUCUUUCACCCAAUCAGCAAGUUAGCAAAUGGAAAAGGCAGUGCAAGGCUAGCCGAUUUCUUUCCGGAAGAAAUCUUUUCAGAUUCCAGCUGUCUGGGCCAAAAACCGGUGUGCAAUUUGAUGACUUUGCUCUACCAGUCGAUGGUCACCAUCAUGAAAGAAAAAUGCGCCAGCUCAGAGAAGAUCGAACAUCUUGAACCAGAAGUCAUGAACGGGGUUCUCAUGUCAGCUCUGAAUGAAAUGUACAAUUAUCCAAACAUGUUUCCGACAUUCACGGAUACAGUGCAAGCUCUCCCAUUCAUAAAGAUGAAUAACGUCCUGCCUAUUGCUCCCAGGUCGGGUCUUCCAAGAAUCAUGACAGACGAGAACGGGAAGAGGUUGAGGAACAUGACGGACGUUGAACCUAUCGAGUUCACACAGCAGCCAAUCGUUCAAUCUUGCAUUGUCGUCCCAAACAGUACUAAGGGCUUUAGUUCCCCCAAGUCUCUGAGAUUUAGCUCACCUGUACCGCCUUCCUACGUUUCGACUCGGCCCAUUGCGUACUAG